Messenger RNA from Dicentrarchus labrax (European seabass), 2185 nucleotides. RefSeq names its product leucine-rich repeat-containing protein 19-like. Gene Ontology annotation, cellular component: plasma membrane. Gene Ontology annotation, biological process: interleukin-8 production; positive regulation of non-canonical NF-kappaB signal transduction. Gene Ontology annotation, molecular function: protein binding; signaling receptor activity. The transcript is spliced from 6 exons. Lineage: Eukaryota; Metazoa; Chordata; Actinopteri; Moronidae. Bases 115 to 1164 code for a protein of 349 amino acids. The record is from RefSeq and is a predicted model, not a curated record.
AGACCAGUAGAGGAUAGAGCAGAACAAAGCUAUUCCACUGUUUGAGCAGGUGGACUGAUCUUCCCGUCAUCCCAGGUAAAACAGAGGAGUCUAUUUUCCAUUCAGGGUAGGACAAUGGAAAGGUGCCGGCACCCUCUGCUACUGCUGUGGUUUACUGCAGCCAUAGCAACAAAUAUACUGGGAGGUAAUGCUGCACUUCCAGAAGAAGACAAACUGCAGGUAAAGAACUGGACCAACAGCUCUCUAGGAGUCAUUCCUCAGUGUAACACCAGUUGCUCUGUUACUAAACUGCUGAUUGAAGGGAAUUUGAUCACUCUGAAUAACGCUGACAGACUAGCCCUGGCUAGUUAUACCACACUGGUAGAACUCCAGCUGGGGGGUAACCUGGUGACUGGUAUACCAGCCAAAUACUUCUCUGUGGUACCGCACCUCAGAGUGCUCUCUCUGUCCGGGAACAAAAUCAGCAGCCUGAACCCAGAGUCUUUCUCUGGGCUUGAUAAUCUGACGGAGGUGGACCUAUCCCACAACCUGCUGACAAGUCUCCACACACAGCUAUUCAGACAGCUAAAGACUCUACAGGUGCUGAACCUUCAGGAAAACCCCUGGAACUGUUCUUGCCCGCUGCUGAGCAGUAUUGGAGCGCUCAAAGCAGCCGGAGUCACCAUUGGGGGACCACAAGUCACCUGUGCUUCUCCAGAAAAUCAGGUUGGAACAGAUCUUUUGGAGGCUACAGCUGUGUGUUACCCAUCAGCACCAGCACCGACCUUAAUCACAGACCCACAAAAAACGAGAGUCAAUUUCCAGCAGUCUAGGACCUCAUCCACUGUGCUGCAGACCACGUUGACUAGCCAGAACCACAACAAUAAAGACCAGACACCUGUGCUCGGCAACUCAUGGAAGUUCACAGCGUGUGUUGUAGCCUUGGCUCUGUUCACCUCCAUGCUCAUUGUAUGUGCCAUAAAGGGGCCUUCCUGGUACAAGCUCUUCCAUAACUACCACCAUCGGAGACUACGCCAAGAAGAGGAUGGGGAUGCGGUGUCCACAGUUUUCUCAGACACAGGGACACACUUGAGUCAUCAGACAUUCACCUUUAGGCAAGAGAACGGGCAGAUGGAGGAGGAGGAUGGGUAUUUUGAGGAUCCAUACAUCAAGAGGGAAGAAUGACAUGCAGGAGAAGAGACUUUAGCAGAACCAUGAUGGAGCAAACAGCAGCUGGUGAACCAAUGACAGGACAAGGAGGCAGUCAUCACAGCAACGUGGUACUCACUGAGGGGCGGUUGAUGAUAUGUACAGUAUACAUCGCCUUAGCUAAAUAAAAUCAUUUAGCUAUUUAUGUUCCAGGCACUGGUUUGUAUUAUCAUCCUAGGGGUCAGUUAAACUUUGUCUUGACUCGGUGGCUGCAAUACAAGGUCGGUAUAAUGUUGGUAGUUGAGUAAUUGAAGCUUUUUGUACUGUUUCUACUGAUUUUACAAUACUCUGUAGCAUCCUAUCAAUGCAAGAAUAUGAGGUAAAACGUUUCAAAUUUGAGCUCUUGAUCCCUGUUUCUGAUCGACAAAUCAUGCCUAACAUGUAAGUCCCUCUCACACUUUGACAUACGAAGGCACAGUUUUUACACUCCGCGGAUCCGUAGAGGAAUGCACACAGAUGGGUUGCCUCCUGCAAAAUGUGCACUUGAGGUUAUAUAUUUCAAUUACAGCGAUUUACAACCACCUCGUUUGCACGGCGGUAGUCUGAUGACUCUGACUGCAGGGUUGACACAAGUUAAGAUGUUACUACGGUCACGAAAAGCUUGCUACCUGCUGUCUCUGCACUGCACAGCAGUUCCUCAGUGACGGAGUUUAUGUGAGCUCUGCAGGCAAGGGAGGAAAGGUGUGACUGAACGUUAGCUACCACACCUUCAAAGAAUGUUUUCAAGCCAAAACCAGGGCUUCUUUCUUCUGCUUCAUUCAUUUUGUGCAAUGUAACGUCUACAGUCUUUUUGAAUGUACUCACCAUUGUAUGAACUGCAAUCAAAACCAAUUGCAGAUUCCCAUGGAAAUAUGUUGAUUCAUGCAACAUACUGUAGUCUAAAUUGUUGACCAUGACAUCAUAUAUUGACAUCAAUAAUUUAUCCGAAAAUCCUAAUUUCCUUUAUCAGUUGUUAAUGAAACUAAUUGAUAAACCAUUAAACGCUUAUAAAAUAUCA